AUGGCUAACACAUUCAACAUCAUAGAUGUGAGAUUCAGGAACCAGGGACUCGACUCCAUCGAGGUCCAGGAUAAUGGGUCCGGCAUCUCGCCCGACAACUAUGAGACUAUUGCUUUGAAGCAUUACACUUCGAAGCUUUCAACUUAUUCCGACCUCGCAACCCUUCAGACUUUUGGCUUCCGCGGAGAAGCUUUGUCCUCGCUGUGUGCCCUCUCGCAGUUUAGCAUCCUGACCUGCUUGGCCCAGGACGUUCCCAAAGGAACCAAACUCGAGUUUGAGGCUUCAGGGAAGCUGAAGAGAACUCACGUCGUUGCUGCCCAAAAAGGUACAAAUGUUAUAGUGGAAGAUCUGUUCCGUAACCUUCCAGUUCGCCGCCGCGAGCUGGAGCGCAAUAUCAAAAGGGAGUGGAACAAGGUCAUUUCACUAUUGAAUCAGUAUGCCUGCAUCCAGACCGGCGUCAAGUUCACAGUAUCGCAACAGCCCAGCAAAGGCAAGCGCAUCGUUCUCUUCUCUACCAAAGGCAAUCCGUCAACGCGCGAAAACCUCAUCAACAUCUUCGGCACCAAGACCAUGGCCGUUCUGGUCCAGUUGGAUAUGACACUGGAGUUUGAGCCUACCCCCGGUCCUGGUAUGAAGAGUGCUCUUAAGGACAACAACGUCUCUACCGAGGUUCGUGUUCAGGGGUACGUCAGCCGGCCCGCCCACGGCGAGGGACGCCAGACACCCGAUCGACAAAUGUUUUUCGUGAAUGCCAGACCAUGCGGUCUACCGCAGUUCGCCAAGGUUUUCAACGAGGUCUACCGAGCGUAUAACUCGUCUCAGUCACCUUUUAUUUUUGCAGAUAUUCAACUCGACACCCAUCUCUACGAUGUCAACGUCAGCCCCGACAAGCGCACGAUUCUUAUGCAUGAUCAAAAUAGAAUGCUGGAAAACUUGAGGGAGGCUUUGGUCAGUCUAUUUCAAUCUCAAGACUACUCCAUACCGAUUGCACAGCCCUCCACCCAAAAGGCACAGCGAGGCGCCCAUGCGGUUCUGGUCCAGGACGACUCAGGUGACGAAGAACGAAGUUCGAAACGGCCCCCCGUUGCCGUGGAAAAGGUUGCACAGGCACCUCAAACCGAUGACUCUUGUUCCGAUGAAGAAGAUGACGAAGUUGAAUCGGCCAGCAGGUCCGCCCAAGCACGGAGAACUCGCAAAACGAAGUCAAGGAGAUUGGCUGUUGCAGACCCGCAGUCGCAGAGUUUGAUCCGCAGAUGGGUAGGUCUUAAAGCGGACGAACGAGAGGGCAUGGACAACCAAACAUUCGGGCGGGGGAAUUCGUCUGACAGAGGACGCGUUGCGGAGGAUCCUAUGCCUCGCCAGAAGCUGGUCGCUUCAGAAGAGGACGAGGGCCCUGAAGAAGAAGCUCCAGAGUCUCUGACAGGAGAAGUGCACUUUACACGAGUCACAACAAAUGAGACGCCCCAAAAGGUUCUCGACUUCCGUGCCCGUCUCGCUGACGCGGAUAGUCAAGAGAGUGCUGAGACGCCUUUGACGGGGGUGGUAGAAGCACGGAACAAAGAUAGGGAUCCGGAACAAGCCGGAAUUCCUGCUAUCACACCUCUCAGGGCCCCUGGAGAUACGGACACGUCAUCGACAACGACAUCGCGACUGUCAAAGCGGCCUGUUUCCGAAGUUGCCACUGUCAUCAUUGGAGAUCCAACAGUCGCUGCCUCAGAGGAAAGUCGACCGAAGCGAGUGAGAGUUGAUUUUGGAACAGCGUCAAAGCAGGUCCCUCUCAAAUCUCCCUCGCAUCAGACACCCAUAAGUUCAUCGUUCGGAACCCAGCUAAGUCAGAUGUUCUCAGCGGCCCAAUCAUCAGGGAAGCAAACGAAGUCCAAAGUCGGUUCAGAAAGGCCAGUUGAGACUGACGACGGCGAUGCACACGAAACGGUCGACGAACCCAACUCAAAUAGCUCACCGGUGAGGGAAUCCUCAGACCAAGCUUUGGAGACCGCUAGUGUCGAUGAAGAACCUCCAGCAACCUCAGGCAUCCGCAGUGAGCCUUCAAGUCUUGUUAGCGACAUUGUGGCAGACUCGCCAGGCUAUGACAAGGAACGAGCCUUGAUCCGGCCGGCUACGGGAAACGAGCAACCUCAAGGGCCCCUUCCGGAUCAGGUCAACAACCUGAGCAACAGACCCCACUUGCUGAGGACAGUGGUCAAACGUAAGGACGCUACUCUACAGUAUAGGCAGAGCAUGAAGAUGAGUGAGGCAGAUUUGAAGUCACGCGUGGAAUCGUGGGUCUCAGAGCCAGAGCGCACAGCUUCUUGCCGUAAGACGUCUGCAGGCACCUCUGGCAUUGAUUCGAACGACGCCGAAGAAGUUCUUUCCCUCAUCAUCUCGAAGGCAGAUUUUGGGAAAAUGAGGAUAGUCGGUCAGUUCAAUCUGGGUUUCAUCAUUGCUGUUCGACAAGCGUCACGGGAUCCUGAUGACGGCGGGUCGACCGGAGCCGAUGAGCUUUUUAUAAUUGAUCAGCAUGCGUCGGACGAGAAGUACAAUUUUGAGCGGCUGCAAACAACGACAGUUGUUCAGUCACAGCGACUUGUUCACCCUAAGCAGCUGGAGCUCACGGCCCUGGAGGAAGAGAUUGUUAGGGAAAAUGUUGCGGCCCUGGACGUCAACGGGUUCAAAGUACAUCUGGACGAUUCAGGUGAUGUUCCCGUCGGGUCGCGGUGCAAACUACUUGCUUUGCCACUGAGCCGCGACACGACUUUCACUCUCUCCGACCUCGAGGAGCUGAUAUCUCUGCUCGGCGAGCACCAUUCAAGCGACGCUAGCUAUGCUCCACGGCCGUCCAAAGUGCGAUCCAUGUUUGCCAUGCGUGCCUGCCGCAGCAGCGUCAUGAUUGGCAAGGCUCUAGCUCAUCGUCAGAUGGAAAAGCUCGUGCGACACAUGGGUGAACUAGAUAAGCCUUGGAACUGUCCUCAUGGGAGGCCGACAAUGCGGCAUUUGAGCGGGCUCGGUGCCUGGGACGAGAACGGGUGGAGAGAAACAGAAAGUCGUGUUAACUGGGCCAGAUAUGCUCGAAGCUAG
Colletotrichum karsti is the source of this 3075-nucleotide messenger RNA. Its product is annotated as putative DNA mismatch repair protein MutL. Gene Ontology annotation, cellular component: MutLalpha complex. NCBI's taxonomy places the organism in Eukaryota, Fungi, Ascomycota, Sordariomycetes, Glomerellales, Glomerellaceae. The transcript has a single exon. Gene Ontology annotation, molecular function: ATP-dependent DNA damage sensor activity; ATP binding; ATP hydrolysis activity. Gene Ontology annotation, biological process: mismatch repair. The coding region runs from base 1 to 3075 and encodes 1024 amino acids. The record is from RefSeq and is a predicted model, not a curated record.